GGGCGCGCCUGGGGCGUGUGCACUCAAGUCCAAGGGCACCGGUGGGUAUACCGGCUGCGCGUGGAAAGCUUGGGGCCGAACCGAAGAGCGGUAGAGACAGCGAGUCCUAUUCAGGAAGUCGUGUCUCCGACAGCAGAAGCAAGAUGGGGCUGCAGUGAAACCCCAAAUAUGCGAGGCGUCCGGCAGCAGGAGGCCAGGGAACACAGACGGCGCUUUCCUUGGCGGGAGCGACAGGUACGCGCGGCGCGGCUUGGCACCUACUGACCCGCGGCGGCGCCCGGCGCUGCGCUCCGCCCGGCCCGGACCUGGCCGCCCAGGGAGGGAGGGGCUAGUGAGAGGAGCCCAGACCUCGCCUCGCCACCGGGUCGCUGUCACUCCUGGCUGCCACCCCACAGAUCCCGGGCGAUCGCGCCUGCGGGAAGCCCUCCCGUGGACCGAAAGGUGCUAUUGGUGGCAUGCUCUAACCCAAAGCUGAAAGAGGAAUAAAUUCCAAGUGGCCAAGGCUGGGUCCUCUUGAGCCCAGAACUUACUAAAGAAUUGCGAGUCUUCAGCACCACACUAGCCAAGUACUAUGGAGAAUAUCAGCUCCUUCUUCAACAAUAUCUGGAAAACCAUCCUGACCAAACACCAAGAGGGCAUCUUCAACACCAUCUGCCUGGCCGUUCUCCUGGGACUGCCACUACUGGUGGUCCUCACACUCCUCUUCAUCUGUUGCCAUUGCUGCUGGAGCCGGCCAGGCAAGAGCAGCAAACAACCAGAGCAAAACAAGAGGAAGAAGAAGAAGAAAAAGAAGAAAGAUGAAGAAGACCUCUGGAUCUCUGCUCAGCCCAAGCUUCUCCAGAUGGAGAAGAGGCCAUCACUGCCUGUCUAAUGAGGAAAGAAGCAGCAAUGUCUUCCCUCUGGGGCCAGGCCUCUUUCCAGUAAUACAGAGACUAGGGAGAAGGAAUCCUUGUAGUGACAUGCUCCUGCCCACAGACUACUCAGCCAAGGAGCAAAUCUGAGUGUCUCAGUGUAGGGGAGCACAUGGAAAAUUCUUGCACUAUCUCGGCAGCUAUGUGUUCAAUACCAGUGCUCUUUGCUAUAGACCCAGACAUGCAUUACACCUGUUUUUGACAUACUCCAAACACAAAAGAACACUUACCUAUGCAUCUUAUAUGGCUUCCAAGUAUACAUACCUAUCCAUCACACAUUCACAAAUUCAGAUAACAGAUACAUGACAAAUCCAUCAAGUGACCAUUGAAUAUGUACUUUGUGCAAGGCAGUACAUUGUAUACACUUACUGAAAUGUCUCAUGGGAGGGCAUGGCCAAUUUAGACACAUAUAUACAACUAUAUAGCCAAGCAACAUUCCCAGGCCAUGUCUGUUCCAUAUGUCACUCAGGUUGGAGAUGUGUGCUUUCCUAUUCCUAUACCUACAUAGCUUUUUACUGGAAAUACUCAGAUUUGGACAUUCCAGAAACCUGAUAUAGUCCCCACCUGUUCUUAUGCUUUCUGACCCCUUACCUGGGCCUAAAAGUUUAAGCUAUGAUGGAUCAAAAUUUAUUGAAAUCUCUUUUCUUGAAACUCAUGACAAAGUCCUCAUUACCACUGACAGGUGUUUAAUGCAGGCCACUACCCCAUAACCACUCAGCAAGGUGCCCUUUUAUAAGCAAGAACAAUCAACUCUUGGCAGUGACUACUAGAAAGGUAUGGAAACCUACUUAAUCACUUCAGUGGACUGUAGUUGUAUACCUGUGCAAUGUAUGUACAGAUAGAAAGGGUAAGGAGGUACUGCAUCUGAGCUAGGUAUCUUCUGUGUAACCAAAGUUUUCAGUAGGGAAGGCACUAACACAAUCACCAGGACAGUCUCAAUGAGGGCAUACUAGAAAUUAUUUCAUAAUGUUGUAAUGGUGCGUGGUAUGUAGUAAGUGGAAUGAAGAAGUAACAGUUUAAAUGAAAGCAGGAUAAAGCUAUAAAGAAGUUUACUACUAUUUAUCUUGAAGCUCAGGCAAGUGUCUUGCACACAGUAGGUACUCAUAAGUGUAGUUGCUAUUGAAUAUAUGAUAAUAUUAAGGGUAAACUUAUAAUACCUCACCAAUCCACCCUUAAGUGACCUUCUCUUCUAAGAGAUGCCACCAGUUGCUGCAAUGGAUGAACUAGAUAGGUAUUAAGACUAGAGUUAAGUUGAUUCAUGUUCCCUGAGGCAUGAGAGGACAUGUCAACCAGAUCUGUCCUAAAUUGAAGAGAGCUCCACACUAGGCUGAGAUUGGGAGGCAGAAUUAAUCCAUCUGUAUGAUGAACUGGUUUGUAUUUUGAUCAUAUUAUGACAUAUUAUAAAGAUGAAUAAUUCCAAAUUUAGGAAUAAGUUGUACUCUAAGUUCAUUUGCGAAUCUGCUGGGGUGCGCUCUCGAAAUAUUUUCCCAUGGAAUCCACAGUGGUAAAACCACUUUCUAAUUACUAGCAUAGCUAAACUAUGAAAUUUAUAGUAGCAAAAACCUAAAUUUGAUAAGACUGUGUGAAUGGUAAGGUGUACUGUGUUUGCUCACUUGGGGCUACCUGGUACUCCAGACCUUUGUAGGGUAGACUUCUGGUGGUAACUCUUGCCCCACAGUUUUCUAACAGAAAACCCUGUGAAUCCUAAUUUAGACCUACAUGUAUUUUAGAGCCAGUCAACUUUACCCCUCACCCUACAUAGCCCUAAAUUCCAUAGGCACUCAGACCCCCCACUCAUAACCCCUUUGGCCAGAGAAAGAAGCACUUUCUGAUUCUCUGUCUCCUUGUCAUAUGGAGAGCUUGUUGUGCAGCAUCUAGCACACAUGGCAUUACCGUUCCCAUCUCCAACUCAAAGUCUUCCUAAAAUGGAUGACUUUGGGGAGACAUAGAGGCUGAUGUCAGUUAUGAUCUGGAGAGUGGAUCACCAGGAUCAGGUACCAUCCAAGUGAAAUCGUUUCCAUGGCAACUGGCUGCCAGUUUGCAUUAAGGCAGCAGUCAGUUGUCAUUGCCGUGACAAGGCCUCUGUCUCCAGGCUCAGUGUCCCUACUGUCUCCUAAUCAAAUAGACUUGCACCAGGUCCAGGCAGAGACACCCAGAAAGUCACUUCUCAGUUGUUUCCAUAGCCUGGGACUCAAGGGACCCAAACCCGAAUAGGACUUACUCCCCACCCCCCAGCCUUCUAGGCAGCCUUUGUGGAGUCCCUAGAAUGGGACAGUGCUGGUGAUAGGGCCUCACACUCUUGCUGAAUAAUGGGAAUGUGAAGGAGCCAGAGGCAAUGUAUGGUGUCCUCUCUCUUUUCUUCCCAAUUUAUUCUUACCUUCUCCAUUCUUUUCUUGUUCCCUUUUCUCCCUGCUCCAUGCCAGUUCCAUCCCUUUAUUCCUCUCUACUUUUUCUCUUUUCUUCCCAACCUCUGUUCCAGAACUGCCAUUAACACCUGGAGGGGGACCUCAGGCCUGUGCCUACUUAGCUCCUUUGGGGAGGUUUAGUCAAUGGGGGACAAAAGAGGGGCUUCAUAAAGAAGAGGCCACCUAAACUCACACAGGCUCAGGAAGGGAGGUCCUCCCACCCAGACGUCUGACCAGCCUCAACCAGACUCAGACACAUCAGAAGAGGUCUUUUCUCUGUCGUUCAAUGGAUUUGCUUUUUUUAAUUAAUAUCUUGUGAGGGAAAGAGGGAAAUGUAAAGAAAGGACAGUCACCUUUGAAGAAGAAUAUAUAAGUGAUCAAAGUUGUAUAGUAUUUGUCAGUAUUUUUCUGCAAAAUUUAAACACAUACAAAAAUUUAUUUAAAUAAAUAUUUUGAAAAUGAAAUGGCAUGCCUGGCCUCUUUACUUGCUGGAAUCAGUCACUUCCUUAACUUUAGGUAUGACAGUGAUCACUCAGAAAUGAUGGAUCAGGGAACUCUCCCUCUGGAGCACAAAAGGCCCAGCCUUUUUCCCAGCAGAGUCAUAGGUCAGAGAACCAGGAAUGUGGCUUUCUUAUCCCCUCUUUGCAAUCCAGACAGCCUCAGAGCAUGAAAUUCUCAGCAGUGCCAGCUGCAGAAAAACACAGUGAUGUUCCCUGGCAACACCUACAGAACUUUCCCUUCAAUGAGGUCAAGCAAUGUCUUCUUACAGGAAAAGGGGAAUAGCAAAGACCUAGGAAAAUUAGACCUCUGGGUUAAUCUGGGCAGGAAAAGACCA
Molecule: messenger RNA, 4151 nt
Organism: Castor canadensis (American beaver)
Lineage: Eukaryota; Metazoa; Chordata; Mammalia; Rodentia; Castoridae
Product: KIAA0040 ortholog
Source: RefSeq, a predicted model, not a curated record